CAGAAAGGGAGGCCGAGCAGUUUCGGGGCGAGCCUAGUGAGAGCAACUGAAAGCAAAUCAAAUGAUGCUGACGAGGCCAUUGGCUUGCGCUGGCUUGCGUCCUCGUGCCCGCAGCGCCAGACGUUGGACCUCGCUCGAGCAGCUAUGGUGCUCGGCUCCCGAGUUCCAGAUCUGUAAAUCUUUCUCCUCCUGCGCUACUCCCACUCCCAGGCCGCCCGUCGUCAACGCUAUGGCUCCUGCCUACAAGGGACCCUCUGUCGCUGUCGUCGGGGCCGGAGUAGCGGGAUGUGUCUGUGCUUCCACACUUGCGGAAAGAGGGAUUCCCGUGACCCUUUUUGAAAUGGGUCGUGGUCCGGGUGGCCGAAUGUCACAACGGAGGGAGACUACCAGCGACGGAAAGGAAUUGUUCUUUGAUCACGGAGCCCAAUAUUUUACGGUCAAGUUUCCGGCUGUCCAGAAACUAGUGGACCGAUGGCUAGCUUCGGGACUUGUCAAGGAAUGGAGUGGAAAGUUUGGUUCUUUUGAUCGUGUUAAAAUGUCUUUCCAGGAUGAAACUUUUGAAGAUGAUUCUCCAAAAUACGUCGGCGUUCCUGGCAUGAAUAGUAUUUGCAAGGCAAUGUCGAAGCAACCUGGUGUUACGACUGCAUACGGUACAACGGUAGGCUCCUUAACCUGGAAGGAAGGGAAUGCUUUGGGUGUCUGGCAUCUGGGAUCAAAGAAUGGAGAUAAUCUAGGAUCAUAUGCAGCUGUUGUUGCUGCUGAUAAGAGCCUUGCUUCUGAGCGCUUCACCGCAUUGACUGGACUACCUCCUCCUCUAGAGAAAGCUGGUGUACCAGAUAUAUAUGCGAAAAUGACAAAAUUAAAAUCCGUAUCGGUUUUGACGGUUAUGGUGGCAUUCGCUGAGGGCCUCGCAUCGGUUCCUUUUGAUAGAUUUACCAUUGAAAGAUCAAAUCUCCUGGCAGGUGCGGUGCGAGUCAGCAGUAAGCCAGGUCGGGAGGUCGUAGAGAACAGUGAAUAUUGGGUACUACAUUCCACUAUAGAGUAUGCGAAACAGAUAAUUGAGGAGGAGGGAUAUUCGAAGCCUUCUAGUGAGUCAUUGAACAAAAUCGCAGAUACUCUUUUUCAGGAGUUUAAGGAAAUCGUUCCUGAGGCUCCAACGCCAUUCUUUAUGAAAGCACAUCGUUGGGGUUCUGCGUUUCCUGCCCAAGUUGCUGCUCAAGAAGAGAAAUGUCUGGUUGAUCCAAGUCGGAGAAUCGCAGCUUGUGGUGACUACUGCGUUGGUCCUCGUAUCGAGUGUGCGAUCCUUAGUGGCCUAGCUGCUGCCGACAACAUCCAACGCCUCCUGGAGGUCUCUGGGUCCAAAAUCUAACUUUCUUUUGUUGUACUAUUGGUCUUUAUAGAGGUUAACAGCGAGUUUCAUCAACAAAAUGAGUACAGUACAUUCUUUUUCUCCUGGAAAAGGUUUCAGAGUCUCAUGAUGCCCCUAUCGUAAAAAUUAUUUCCGUUAUUGCGGUGGUGAUACCUUGAGCUUCUUUUC
Molecule: messenger RNA, 1537 nt
Organism: Marchantia polymorpha subsp. ruderalis
Lineage: Eukaryota; Viridiplantae; Streptophyta; Marchantiopsida; Marchantiales; Marchantiaceae
Source: the annotation of a GenBank genome assembly